This is a messenger RNA of Anopheles funestus (African malaria mosquito), 8539 nucleotides long. RefSeq lists its product as uncharacterized. The record is from RefSeq and is a predicted model, not a curated record. The transcript has 24 exons. The coding region runs from base 2483 to 7720 and encodes 1745 amino acids. Gene Ontology annotation, cellular component: membrane. Lineage: Eukaryota; Metazoa; Arthropoda; Insecta; Diptera; Culicidae. Gene Ontology annotation, molecular function: G protein-coupled receptor activity.
ACAAAUAUAAUUUAUUUAAUAAUUUUUAUGAAGUUUUAAAUUUGUAAAACAAGAUGAAUUUUGAAUGAUUUUCAGAAAUUUUCACUAUUUUCCUUAUCUCCUACAUGUCUUACUAACGCACGACCGCUACCCGAGUGAUAACAAAAUUCAUUUCGAGGAAAAUGAAUUUCCAGUCGCAGCGGGAUUCACCGGUUUCGGGCUUCGUACCGGAAAAUGUCCUUCGUGCUUUCCGUUCGGUUUCGGUUCCAUGAUGCUGUGCGUGCUGCCGCCGGAAAGGUGAUGAUAAUCAUCCUAAGCAUCCGUCACUGCAGGCGCUCAACGUAUGGGCCAGUUUCAUCUCGCUGGGCAACGGAACCGGGUCGACUGGGUUGCGUGCGCGAAACAACGCGAUCGCGAAAACAUUAAAACGGCAAACGAAACCGAACGAAAUCCGAACGGGCCACGGGUAUUCCGGUACGCGGUUAACACGUUUCGCAGUGGGGCGUUUUCCAAGUGCAAAAUUUCCAAGUGUGUAAAACGCGUUGUGAUUUACAAAUUGCGUGUUUUUUUCUCUCUCCCUCCCCAUGUGAAAGCUCGUGUGAAAGUAUAAUACACGGUUUCGUGCUUAAGCACUGAAGGACUCGAUCGUUUCCAAGGCACAAAGUGAAAGUAGCACAGCGAAAGUGAUUUUAGUAACGAUAUGAAAAAGGAUACUGCAGUUCGGAUUACCAGCUGAUUCAUAGACGGCAGCAUAGUGGGAAAAGGCGCUGAGCUGCAGACAAAAGUCAUCAAUUUAAAUUUCCCCAACCGUCGCUGCCCACCCAUCAGCAAACCCGAGGUAAUCUCAGCGCAAUCAGAUUACCGAAGCAAAGGGAUAAAAGUCCGGUGAAUAAAAUAAAAUCCCAUAAAAAGGACCAACCAGCCCAGAAAUAGCUUUCACUCCCUCUGUCCCACUACACCCCAAAAAAAACGCCCCCGAGCAGCAGACCAUCUGCCUGCGUAUGGGUGCGUACGUGUGUCGGGAAAAAGGUGCGUUUAGAGAGUAAGCUUGGCCUACUAAAUGAUUUCCCGCAAAGCAAACGAAAUGGGCGUCGUGUAGCGUUAGAACGAACGUGUACCAACCAAAUGCAUGCAUGUGAAGUUUCCCAUCAAGCUAAACAGUGAGCGUAGCCUGCUACGAUGCGGCUGUUUUCUUGCCAGUGCCACCGAUGGUGAUGCUUUUCGACGGGAAAGGUUCAUAGAAGAAAGCACUAUACAGCGUCGACCGAGAGCUACUUUACCGGAAACUCUUGCUCUUCCGGGAAGCGCUUGUUCGCGGAGCGGAAACAACGAAAUUUAAAUUCGUCCCAACGCACACCGUGCUCUGGGCCGGAAGUGUACGGUACGUUCCUCUCGCAUCGCAUGUGCCUUCAGGGGGGAAGGUGUACUGUAAUUGACAGCGUGAACAGGGCACGCGGGUGUGUAGCUUGGUGUAACGGUGUAACGCAGCUGUGAGGUUCGUGUGUAACCGUACCCUCAACCUCGUAUGAGUGAGCGCGAAUAGGUGUGGUUGAGAAGGAGCAUUAUCGUAAGUUUGUUUAGUGUGUGAAAGGAUCUGCAGUGGAUGAAAUGUAAAAGCAUAAAAAAAUAAAGGUAAAAGAUAAAGCACGUAGAAAGUUUGACGUGAAAUAAUAUUUGAGCUUACUUUGUGUUAAAAUAAAGAAGCAAAAAAAGAAAAAAAAAGGAAAAGAAUAUUUUUCUUUCAAAAAAUGUAUGUCCCAAAUGUUGAUGAAGGUGAUGCUACAACGCAACAAUAAAUAAGUGGUGUGAAGUGGUGUAAUUAAAGUGCGUCCUCAGGUGACGCAAGUGUUGUCUGACCAGCCGGAAAAUUUGGGUUCUGCUCAUUAAAAAGCCCGUAAAAGUGUGUGUGUGUGUGUGUAUACCUGCGGAAAGUGUCACUACGGCACAAGUGGCACAAGGUGAAUAGGUUGGUGGGGCGUGUGAAGGAGUGUGAAAGUGGCGCCGAGUAAAAGGGAACCAAGUGAAUGGUGCAUACGACGGAACGGCUCAUCAACGCAACGCCUAACGACGGAACGACGUCCAACGGGAAGAAUAAUAUUCCACUACUGUUCCGUGCGGCCGCUGCUGGUAGUGUUUGGUUAAAGGUCUUCUUUUCUGUUGCAUUUUUUUUUGCUCCGAAACCCCCCGGAAGCCUGCCCAUUUGACCGAUGGCCGAACGACCGCAAAUGAUUAACGAGCCAUAAUAUUGAAAUCACCUGUCAGUGGGCACAUAAAUUUACGUAUGCAAGGGUACGCAAUGGGUUUGGGUACAUUUUGUGCGGUUACGGCCUAAGAAAAUACUCCGCAAAAGAAACGCAACGCGCACAGGACUUCGUCUGCUUUGUGUACCAAAACAUCAUUAAAGCUGCAAAGGCUUUUUGGAGAAAAGCACACGAAACGUCAAACGCGGCCAGUGCUGCCAGUCAAAAGCACGCCCUGCAAUGUACGCACAUCCGGUACGGUUAUGUUGAGUGGUUUGGUCCGGUUUCGCAGCGUGCGAUCUUCGAUGUUCGCAGCGGUGAAGGUGAUCUGCGUGCUCGAUCGUCUACUGCUGCUGCUCGUGCUACUGACGUCCUUUGGAUGUGGCGAACUCGGUCCGUCCCAGACCGGUUUGAUCCGGGUGGAGCACGAACAGGGACCGGCCCUGUCGGCAUCGUCACAGCUGUGCGGCGGAAGUACGCUUACCGCACCGCACGGUAUCAUCUCCACGCCUAACUUUCCCGCCCGUUUUCCGGUACCGAUCAGCUGCACCUGGAUCAUCGACGCAUCGGCCAUCGUCGGGGCGAACGUGUCGAUCGUGCUAUACCUCACGCAGCAGUACGUACUCGGUGGAUUGCGGUUUACCGAGUACAUGUACUACAGUGACGACUACAAGGUACCGAGCAUGAAUGUGUACGAGCUGAGUGAGGAUGACGUGACCAGUGUUCCGUGGAUACGGUUUAGCAGCCCUUACCUGGAGGUACGGUUUACCAUGGACAGCUUGUAUGGGACACAUCUGCGUGCGCUCGAUCGGCUGUUGGAUGUGUACGGGUUCAACAUCACAUACGAGGUGGACACGGUCAAGUCACACACGUGUAAUGCAUUGCGUUGCCGGUUUCUCGGUAACUGUUACGCGAAGCAGGAUUUCUCAUCGUACUAUUGUGACUGCUAUGCUGGAUUUAGUGGUCCCGAUUGUGGUGAUGGUCCGCUCUGUAAGGAUGCGACCGUCUGUGAGAAUGGUGGCACGUGCAAGCAUAUCGGUGACAACGCCAUCAUCUGCAUCUGCCCGGCCGGCUACAAGGGCAAACGGUGUGAGAUCAACGAGUACGAUGAGGUCACAGGAUGCAAUCUCGACAAGGAAGGCGACGACUGCUUUCGCCAGUGUAUUUCACCCAGUGACAGUCUCGAUGUGUGCCGCUGUGACCAGAGCAUAUCGUCCUCGAGUCGUGGAAGAGCGAAGUACGAAAUGACGGUACGGUUAGCAAACGCAUCGCACUUCGAGCUAAACGACAACGGUGAACAUCAGCUCAAUGAAAACACGGUGACGGUGCUGGAAAAGCAGAUCAACCGAUUUUUGAGGAAUUUCAAUCUAUCCAAAAUCAAUGAUCUGGAAGUAUUUACUACGAGACCAAACGCGAUCCCUACCGGUACCAGUGGUGGAACGGCGAAUGGCAAAACUGGACCAUCCGGUGCUGUUGGCGGUGGUGAGGUAAUGUUUCAAUUUUUCGGCCCCAAAAUCGACUCGAGCCGGGUGCGGGAAGCGAUGGAAAAGAUGACGGAACGGGGCCGGAUCGGGAAUGUGAGUCUCGUGCCGGGGACGAAGCUUUCCUUUCGCCAGGACGUUGGUUUAAUGUUGCAGUCGGUGGUCAUCAAUCAAAAGGGACCGAUCCGGGAAAACACCGAGUUCAUACUGUCCUGUGUGGCGCAGGGCUCAUCAACGAUGGCCUUCCGGUGGUACAAGAACGGCUACUUCGUGAACGUGACCAAAGCAACAAGGAACAUGUGGACCCGCCUGCUGCCGCUGGACUCCAAGGAUCACUACACCGCCCUGCUCGGUAUCAACCGGGCAAAUCGUCUUGACGAGGGCAUUUACACCUGCCAGGUUUCCGACAUGGGUAUCCAGCAGUGUCGUUCGACGAAGGUGCAAAUCCUGGAGGUACCCCAACUACGCGUUGAUCCACCGAGCGUGACACUGUUCCGGGGCGAUUCCCUGUUGAUACGCUGCCUGUCCCAGGAUACCGACCGGCGCUUCGGUACGCUCGGUUACAGCUGGACGAAAAACGGCGCAUUAUUUCAAUCCGAUCCACAUGGGGAGUUGUGGGAAGAUCUCUACCCGGACGGAAGUAUUCUGAAGGUGAACAACCUACAGAAAUCAGUCAUCUUUACCUGCAUCGUGUCCAACUCGGUUGCACCGGUGUCACGCAGCGUACACGUGACGGUGGUAGAACCGGGCACGGUUACACUCUGUCCACAGAGUGAUGAUUUCGGUGUGAGUUGGCCAGCCAGUGCCAGUGGUCCGGCUGUGUUGGCUGAUUGUCCCAAGCGGGGUACUGGGCUGGCUAGCCGAAUCUGCGAACAGAGAGACUUUGGACGUCCGGAAUGGUUGGUGCCGGAUUUUUCCGACUGUGUACCGGAGGAGGUUAUCGAGAUUGACAAUGAGUUCCGGGGGCUUACGUACGGCUAUCAGAAGACUAACGGAUCCAAUGUGCUACAGUCGUGUUUGAAAUUUGCCACAACCCACGCUGCCACCUUUCUGCCCGGUGAGGGUGGUGUAUUGCUAGGAUUAUUACAAGAGGUAUUUAGCUACAUCGAAGCAACCGGAACACGUCACGAGCAGGAAAUCGCUUCGGACAUCAUUUUACGCAUCGUCGAUGUCGUUAUGCAGAACAAAGCGUCACUCAACAGUCAACAGCAAAUCAAACAACUGCAGGACCUGGUACAGGCAGCCGCACUCAAUCACGAAACGACGAUGGCUGCCCCGAUCUCGUCGUCCUCCUCCUCCGCCCUCGGACCAGUGGCAGGGUCAGGGGUAAAGCAUGCCGCUUCUACCACGGCCACCCAUCAGCUAAACUCGUUCUAUCUGUACACGGAAACGGUCAAGGGCCUGCCGUUCAAUCUGCAAAUUUAUGGCGAUCAACUCUACUCCGACCAGCUGUACAUGGAAAUGGAUCGUUCCGCUUCACUGCAGGACAUCGUGGCCAACGGGACCGUGCUGGUGACGGUGAUAUCGUACAAAAAUCUUACCAGCUUUCUACCACGGUUCUAUUUUGCCAAAAACAGCUUCGGUACCGACAUCGACUACAUUCCGGCGUCGAAAAUCAUCUCGAGCUGGCUGUACUACGCAAACCGUACCGGGAGCGAGGCGAACCAACCGUUGCACGUGCCGCUCGAAGCUGCCCACGUGGAAAUCAUUUUCCAGCACGAAAAUUCACCCACCACCGAAUGGAUACCGCUGUGUGGCUACGACUCCAAGGCGACGUUCGAACCAACGUGGCGUACGGAUCUGUGCAUCACCGAGAAUUUGCUGGAAAACAUCACCCGCUGCAUCUGCCCAUUGUCGGGCACGUUCGUGGUACUGCUGGCGAAGAAGAACUACAACCCCACUGUACCGAAGACAACCUCACGGCCAAUACUCGUAGUGAUCAGCUGCGGAUGUUGCUUCCUGCAGUCGUGCAUCGCCUUCGCCAUCAUGCUGCCGAUUCUGUAUCAGAGACGGUGCUGUGUGACCUUUUUAAAAAUGCAAUUCUGCUCCGCCACCUCGAUGGCGAUGGCAAUAUUCAUUCUCGGCCUGCUGCAGCUGUUCCCGCCGGAAUGGUACGCACUGGUGAUGGCGUUGCUGUCCGGUUUUCUGCUACUGAGCACCUCCACACUGGUCGCCAUCACCGUCCUGGUGACGACGGAACUUCAUGGACCAAGCCGCAAACUGAUCGCUGCCACCAACCUGGCCACCGGUAUCUCGGGCAGCAUCGGACUUAGCUGGUUUCUGCCAAUACUCUGUGCGACCUCGACACCGCUCGUGUACAACGUGAUGGUUGAAUCACCAACCCACUGGUGGCAUUCGUCCGAUUCCUUCGGUUUUGUGCUGUUCGUCGUCAUCGAGGCACUGUUUGUGGUGCUGUUCGUACUGCUCUUCAUCACCCUCAUCAAGCGGCUGCUCUAUCUGGCCCGGAAACACGACAAACACAACACUUCCAUCCCGCGCAGGAUUCGGCUGCUUUAUCGGACCGGAUUGCUGUUCGUGUCGAAUGUGCUCUGCCACACGUUCUACCUGGUGUAUGUCAACACGGACGGUUUGACGUCGGGCGGUUAUCUUUUCAGCGGUAACAGCAUAGCACUGGGAUUUUGUAUACUGUUUAGCUUUAUAGUGAAGGCGGAACUGAAGCAAGACACAACCGAGUCGACCAGCAGCAAGUCCAGCACUAAAAAUAGUUUGGACGAAAACUUUUGCUCGGGAUCAAUCAAUAGUCCGUUAAGUUUUUAUACAAAUCAGGAACUAGAUAAGGAUAACGAAUGCCUCUCGUCGGUGGGUAAAACAACGAAGAUUCCUCUGACAAUACUUUCCUCGCAGCAACCGCCCGCUUCGGCCCAACCGGUACAGGGUACCUCGGCACAGCAACAGACGGCACCGCACAUUACCACCAUCGAACCGUGCCUGCAGGUAGACCUGGAAGGUCACAGUAUGGACACGUUCCUUGGUGCUGCGGGAGGACUCUGCAACUAUGCUACCGUCACCGCACCAUCGUUCGGUGCGACCGCUUGUUACGAUAUUGCUGGGAGUUUACUGCUACCACCCGGUCCGGGCGGUUCGACCGUACCGGGGACGGCACUCAUCACGAUCGAAACCAGCCCCAGCAUAGUGCUGGCGGGACCAUCGCCGUUAGCGAAUGUACCAACCUCAGCCAGCGUUAGCAUCGAAUGGCACCAGCAGCAGCAACAGCAGCAGCAACAUUCACACGCCUGUGGUCAUCGGCCGGAACCUCUGCCAGCGACCGUCAGCUUCCUGCCCACCAUACCAACGGCCGAUGCGAGCGAUUUUGUCGGUGUAAGCGCACUAGAUAUACUGAAAGGCGUUGGACAAGACAGCAUCAUCGGCAUCCGUGGCAAAGCACUCGAAGUUGGCAACGAUGGCAAGAAGGUAGUUACGGUAAUCGAAUCAUCUAGCCAGCUGCCACCGGUCGGUACGGGGACACUACCACGACCCACGGGGAAAGCAAUCAUGACAACGACAUCGUCGUCAUCUACACCAACGCCCACAUCGUCGUGCUCCUCGGCAACCGGUCCGGUACCGCUCAUCCCGUCGUACUACUCGGAGCAAUCAGUGGGUCCCGGUGCAGCAGUGCAUCACAAACCGGUACCGGCACCGCCCAUCAUUACCGUCACGUCAACCGACGAUGGUCGGACGGGUGGACGUAUUGACGGGAUGCUGGAUCGAAUCUCGCACGAUCUUGACUACCUGCUGAACCGUACGGGUGAUACUGUGGCCUCCUCCUCCAAUUCCUCCUCCUCUUCCACCUCCACGUCUGCCUCCACAUCGUCCGUAGUGCCGAUCCAGCUACGACCAACAACCGGGCCACCGGGAACUGGAGUAUCCACCGUCAACAAUGCCACCGCACAAUCUGCACCGCCGCCACAGCAGCAAAGCUCCAUUAGUGCACCACUAAUACCCACUUGCCACAGUGUUCACGAAGUAAUUAUCGAAGAGUCUGAAGAAGUAGAUAGUUAAAUAUUUGCCCUUACUCCCACACAGACAGACAGACAGAGGAGUUGGAAAAUCACACAAAAAAGGAACUCUCACUCUCAAGAUAAAAGUGGUCUCUUUCGCGACAUUGAUUUGUUAAGGAUAUUCAAACAAUUCGCCUCUUCUUAUGCGAGUCCUUUUAGGAACUUCAAGUUAAAAAAAGACCCCAGUUUCAAGUUUCAGAAAGGACCCUUUUUGGCUGCUCACUUGCAUGUCGGUGACAUGACCCGAUUAUGUUAAGCAAUUUCAUCUUUCCCAGACAUCAUCAGGUGGGGAAUUGAACAGGGUGGUCAUGUUCUAUCGUACCGUGGCGUGUGCUCCAUUUCAUGCAAUAAUCAUUCUCAUCAACCUUCGUUUUGCCGGAUAUUGAUAUCUUCCUCGCUCCAUGUAAACGGAACGGAAAGAUUGGCUUCAUUAGUAUGCUUGCGCUCCUGUUCGCGUCAAUCAAAAGGUUUUGCCUCGGUGCAAUAUCGAGGAUUCAUGCAAUUAGUAGUAAUAGAAUAAGGCAACAAUAUGAUAAGGGAAGGAAAUACCUAAACUCGGCAGAGGGGAGAUGGGUGAUCGUUUUCUUAUCGUAAUACACUCACUAAAAGAACUUUCGGAAUGAUGCAGCUAUUUUUUGUUUUUGCUUUGGACGAUCUUUAUUGUAUCUUUUUGUUGACCAGUUUUGGGAUCACUUUUCCAAUUCAUCCCCCACAAUUCCCUCAACUUAAGAGUGGAGGAAGCCAAUCGAUUCGAUUGGGAAAGGAAACUAAUUGAUCGGAUUUUUCUUACAUCAUUCCUAGCGCAUCCAUCUUUUUUAUU